Messenger RNA from Perca flavescens (yellow perch), 1821 nucleotides. RefSeq names its product V-set and immunoglobulin domain containing 8a (gene vsig8a). Bases 527 to 1636 code for a protein of 369 amino acids. The transcript is spliced from 8 exons. The record is from RefSeq and is a predicted model, not a curated record. Lineage: Eukaryota; Metazoa; Chordata; Actinopteri; Perciformes; Percidae.
GGUUGCUAGCUGGGCAGCGUUGAAAGAAAACCACUUUGCUAAGUGGUUUUCUUCCCAGAGUAUUCACCAGCUAAAAGGCCAGACGGGACGGUUGGGACGCAGGCUAGUGCAAAACGUGACUAUUUUUGCGAUAACUGCUACACAAAAGUUCCAGCGGGGCUAAACACCUCAGCGGCUAACAUUACAGUAGCGGUGGACAGGUGCAGCUCAUUAACUCUCCUCCUCCACUUCCCCCGGUAGCUUUUACCUCGACUGUUGUCACCGCUUCAUUUAGGAUUUACAAGGGCAGGGGAUUCUUAAGCCUACUACAUUAAAACUUUUCUUGACUGCCACAUGAGAAAACUAGUUUUCCAUUCUCGCUGAACACCAUGGAGCCAUGUUUACCUCACGGAAGGCCCAGUUAGUGCAGCUGGCCUUCGAGAGAGAAAGAGAGAGCGAGAGAGAACUUCAAGAAGAGCACUAAUGACUGGAAAAAUGUUAUCUCAGCGCAGAGUCUCGCCGCCUUCAGCUAUUUUAAAGGACCAUUAUGUUCAGAAAAAGCUGCAGUCACUUGAGAUCCGCUUUCUUCCCGCCCUGGUUGUCUGUCUGCUUGGCAUGCACUGCCAGUCUCUUGAGCACGGAAUUGAAAUACGUGCGAGGGAUGCAGGUGACGUCAGCCGAUCCACAGACCAUCCACAAGGCUGAGGGAGAGAGCGUGACUUUGGGCUGCAGUUACACACUGAGCCCUUUUGACACCGGCAAAAUUGACAUUGAAUGGUCUGUGGUCAGUCCAGACACCACGCAGAAAGAUCAGAUGCUCUUAUCCUAUACCAGUGGCACUACAUAUGUCCAUGGCAACCACGCUCUUGCAAAAGGGCUCAGCUUUGCUGCGCCUGAUCCCUCAUUGGGUGACGCUUCAAUCACAAUCGCUCUGCUGUCAUCUGCUGACAGUGCUACCUACCAGUGUAAAGUGAAGAAAUCCCCUGGAGUGGACAUGCACAAGGUGUCACUGGUGGUAUUGGUGAAGCCGUCAGUGCCUAAGUGCUGGGUGGAGGGAGGGGAGCUGGUUGGCGAGGCUGUGUCUCUGCACUGCAAGUCUGCAAAAGGCUCCACUCCCUUAAAAUACACAUGGAGGAGAGAAAGUGCUGGCCCCAUCCCUGCUACAGCCACACAGAACAGCGUGACUGGGGAGCUAAGAAUCAGCAACCACUCGCAGAGCUUUGCAGGAUUCUACCUUUGUGAGGUGAAAAAUGCUGUUGGAGCCGAACACUGCAGGAUCAACCUGAAAGCAAACAAACCUCCGAACAGAGCAGGGGUCAUAGUCGGCACCAUUGUGGGUUCUCUCCUCCUCAUCUUCAUCCUGCUGGUCUUCACUGGGCUUCUAUACUGGAAGUUGAGCAUCAGACAUCGCUAUGAGAAGGAGUUCUCCAAUGACAUCAGGGAGGACGCUCCGCCUCCUGAGAGCUGCCCAGUCAGUUGCGUUACGAGCCGGAGCGCCAGUCAGCACCCACAGGUUACUUACUGCCAGGUGGGCAGGACCGACAUAAGCUCUUUGAAUGAUGGACGCACACUCACUCCCUCCAGCAACAGCCACGGACACACACCGGCCAAAUACACAGCAGUCGAAUAUGACAGCAAGUACGGAUACGCAGUGUGACAAUCAACAACAGAGCUGAACUGAGAACGAUUUUGCUUUCAUUGUAAUGUUUCAAAAGACGCUUCAGGGCAGUUCAGACACUUGAAACUUAAAAUCUGGAGCAGCAGGAGUCUUGGAUAGAGUCUAAUGAAUUCAUAGCUGUGCCAUGUGAUGAUUUUGUAAAGCAUUUUUCAUGUUAACGUCUU